Molecule: messenger RNA, 273 nt
Organism: Cantharellus anzutake
Lineage: Eukaryota; Fungi; Basidiomycota; Agaricomycetes; Cantharellales; Hydnaceae
Exons: 2
Source: RefSeq, a predicted model, not a curated record
CAGAUUAAGGAAGUAAACGUCGACUCGAACAAGAUGAUCUAUUUCCUUAAACUCCUGGAGAUGUUGGCAAGCAAGAUGAAGGAUGUAGAUAGCGAGAGCAAGACUAGGAAAGCGUUCGAGGUAUUCACCCCGAGAAGAACUACCUCGCCGCUUUGCUGCCCGCUCCGGUGGGUUUAUAUCAAACCACAAUUUGGGUUGAGAUGUUUGAGACAGGAAGUCGAAGGAAUGAUCGAGGAAACCGAUGUAGAUGGCGAUGGCCGGCUUAUCUACGAC